Messenger RNA from Lethenteron reissneri (Far Eastern brook lamprey), 3760 nucleotides. It is a transcript of the gene PGAP3, whose product is annotated as post-GPI attachment to proteins phospholipase 3. Gene Ontology annotation, biological process: GPI anchor biosynthetic process. Gene Ontology annotation, cellular component: endoplasmic reticulum membrane. NCBI's taxonomy places the organism in Eukaryota, Metazoa, Chordata, Hyperoartia, Petromyzontiformes, Petromyzontidae. Gene Ontology annotation, molecular function: hydrolase activity, acting on ester bonds. The record is from RefSeq and is a predicted model, not a curated record.
AGUCAAUUAUAACAAAUGUACGGGAUAUAUAAUGAAAUCAAUAACAACGCGGUAUUAUUAUUAAAUCUCAACUGUUAUAACAGCACGUAGAGGGCGAUGGUAACACGUGCGAUUAUUUAAUUUACGCUCCGCUCCGGAGUUUGAAUCCUACAACAACCGCGCUGGGCCGAGAGUGGCGCUCGCUAGCCGGAUCCGGUGGCUUUCGCAGAUCCCCGACUGUUCGGGCAGCUGGCGAACGACCGCGUAUAAUCGGGAACUUCUCUUGGGGGGAGCUUCCUUCCGCUCUCGUCCACCGCUCAGGGAUUUCAUCCACCCACAUUGACUCCACUGGAACCUGUGCUCGCCAUGCUCACCCUGCCCACUUAGCGAUGACAACCGACUGCAUCGUCACCGCGAUUGAGGACUCGUUCACUGAUUGUGUGACGCCUGCGGAGCUGCUGGAGACUUACGCCCGACCGCUGCUGGUAGUCGGGGUGGUGGGGGUUGACCCCCUUUUCUUCUCGGAGUUGACCCACGGCCCCACACGUAGUUGACCCGACUAAAGGUUGACUGCUUUCCGGAGUUGAUCCUGCUGGAGUUGACCCCCCCCCCCCCUCUCUCGGAGUUGACUGUCUUCUUGGAGUUGACACCUGCCAAGGUUGACCUCUCUCGUUGGAGUGGACCCUCUUGUGUAGUUGACCUAGUCACGCUUGACACCUUUAGGGGUUAACACCGCUUAUGGUUGACCCUUUUUUGAAGUUUACCUCUCGGGGUUGACCCCUUUCAGGUUGUGACCCCGUCUUGGAGUUGACCCCCAUCAUCAGGGUUGACCACUCAGGGUUGACUAAUCUCUUGAGUUGACCCCUUCUUGAAGUUGACCUGUAUCAGGGUUCAACCCGUCUUGGAGUUGACCCCCAUAAUCAAGUCUGACCACUCAGGGUUGACUAAUCUCUUGAGUUGACCCCUUCUUGAAGUUGACCUGUAUCAGGGUUCAACCCGUCUUGGAGUUGACCCCCAUAAUCAAGUCUGACCACUCAGGGUUGACUAAUCUCUUGAGUUGAUCCCUUCUUCAAGUUGACCUGUAUCAGGGUUCAACCCGUCUUGGAGUUUACCCCCAUCAUCAUCAUCAAGUCUGACCACUCAGGGUUGACUCAUCCCUUGAGUGGGCCCCCUCCUUGGAGUUGACCCCCAUCAUCAUCAUCAUCAAGUCUGACCAUUCAGGGUUGACUCAUCGCUUGCGUGGGCCCCCUCCUUGGAGUUGACCCCCAUCAUCAUCAUCAUCAAGUCUGACCACUCAGGAUUGACUCAUCGCUUGCGUGGGCCCCCUCCUUGGAGUUGACCCCCAUCAUCAUCAAGUCUGACCACUCAGGAUUGACUCAUCGCUUGAGUGGGCCCCCUCCUUGGAGUUGACCCCCAUCAUCAUCAAGUCUGACCACUCAGGGUUGACUCAUCCCUUGAGUGGGCCCCCUCCUUGGAGUUGACCCCCAUCAUCAUCAUCAUCAAGUCUGACCACUCAGGAUUGACUCAUCGCUUGCGUGGGCCCCCUCCUUGGAGUUGACCCCCAUCAUCAUCAUCAAGUCUGACCACUCAGGGUUGACUCAUCCCUUGAGUGGGCCCCCUCCUUGGAGUUGACCCCCAUCAUCAUCAUCAUCAAGUCUGACCACUCAGGAUUGACUCAUCGCUUGAGUGGGCCCCCUCCUUGGAGUUGACCCCCAUCAUCAUCAUCAAGUCUGACCAUUCAGGAUUGACUCAUCGUUUGCGUGGGCCCCCUCCUUGGAGUUGACCCCCAUCAUCAUCAAGUCUGACCACUCAGGAUUGACUCAUCGCUUGCGUGGGCCCCCUCCUUGGAGUUGACCCCCAUCAUCAUCAAGUCUGACCACUCAGGAUUGACUCAUCGCUUGAGUGGCCCCCCCUUGGAGUUGACCCCCAUCAUCAUCAUCAAGUCUGACCAUUCAGGGUUGACUCAUCGCUUGCGUGGGCCCCCUCCUUGGAGUUGACCCCCAUCAUCAUCAAGUCUGACCACUCAGGAUUGACUCAUCGCUUGAGUGGGCCCCCUCCUUGGAGUUGACCCCCAUCAUCAUCAUCAAGUCUGACCAUUCAGGAUUGACUCAUCGCUUGAGUGGGCCCCCUCCUUGGAGUUGACCCCCAUCAUCAUCAUCAUCAAGUCUGACCACUCAGGAUUGACUCAUCGCUUGCGUGGGCCCCCUCCUUGGAGUUGACCCCCAUCGUCAUCAGGAUUGACCUCCUCCUGGAGCCAUGCGCCACCACCUCCGUGCCGUGUGUCUGUGCGCGGUGGCCCUGGCUCUGUGUGUGGCCGUGGCCCAGGCGUCGCUCGGAGACCGGCAGCCCCACUAUGCGCAGUGCGUGAAGCGGUGCUCGAGGAGCAACUGCACGGGCCACGUGCGGCCCUUUUACAUGCCCUACACAGGCUGGCUGUGUGAGGAUGAGUGCAGAUACACGUGCAUGUGGGACACUGUUGCAUUAUUCCUCAAAGAAGGUCGCAAUCCACAGUUCCACGGAAAGUGGCCAUUUGUUCGGCUAUUGUGUAUUCAGGAGCCCCUGUCUGCAUUGGCUUCACUGCUCAAUGGGCUCUCGUAUUACGCAGCAAUGGUUAUGUACCGCAAAAAAAUACCGUCCACGGCACCCAUCUACCAAACGGUCAUCGCUUUUUCUCUGAUUGGAAUGAACACUUGGCUUUGGUCAACAGUGUUUCACUGCAAAGAUACACCUUGGACCGAGAAAAUGGAUUACUUCUCUGCAACUUCACUCAUCCUUUAUUCCAUCUACUUCUGCUGUAUAAGGACGGUGGGACAGCGGCAUCCGGGUGCGGCGUCUGUCUUCGGAGCAGUCCUCGUGUCGUUCUUCGCCUAUCACGUCUGGUACAUGGGCUUCGUCCGCUUCGACUAUGGCUACAACAUCAUCGCCAAUGCUACCAUAGGUCUGGUGAACCUGCUGUGGUGGUUGGGCUGGUGCUUGCGAGGCCACCGUGAGCGGCCAUACGUGUGGCGCUGCGCCGCCGUCGUGAUCUGCCUGCACGGCCUGGCGCUGCUUGAGCUGCUCGACUUCCCACCGCUGCUUUGGACCUUGGAUGCGCACGCGCUGUGGCACAUCGGCACCAUCCCCCUGCCCUUGGUCUUCUACAGGUUUCUUAUCGAGGACAGUUUGUAUCUUCUGAAGGAACAGGAGCUCAAGAAGAUCUAUUGAUGGGUGGAGAAAAGAGAAUAGGCUGCUUUAUCUACUCUUAGCCGUGCCAAAUAACACACACUAAGAUUUCUUUGUGUGUUUUUUUUUUCUUCUGAAUUUGCCACGUUAUUGGGUAAGGAACUGACGAGUGUCAUGCUGGUGUUUACGAUCAAACUAUCCGGGGUGAAUCGCAGAAUGUUGUCUUAAACACUGUAGCCUUUAAGCCACUGUUUUCAAAGGCAGUUGUUGUGCUCUUAUGGAGAGUUUCUCGAGCUUUGUGUUAAGGACAACACUUGUACUUUUAUAUAUGCCAAUGCAGCACUGAUUACGUCAGCUCUUUAAGUUUUGAUAAAUUCUUGAUUCAUGGGACAUGUUAAGGAAUCUCACAAAAAUACAGAUUCCUAUUGAUGUGGUGUAUUUUGUAAGCUGUUUCAAUGUGCCUCUAUGAUUCGGGGUGUCUUAUGAGCAGUGUGAUGUGUUUCUAACUUUUAUAUUGACUUGUAUUUUUUGAGGCCUUUACUGCUUUGAAUUAUAAGGUGACUGAGGUGUACACAUUUGUGGAGUUGUAGUAAAAAAUGAGGAGCUAUUAAGGCACAUA